Molecule: messenger RNA, 1449 nt
Organism: Saccostrea cuccullata (small rock oyster)
Lineage: Eukaryota; Metazoa; Mollusca; Bivalvia; Ostreida; Ostreidae
Exons: 1
Coding region: 1-1449 (482 amino acids)
Source: RefSeq, a predicted model, not a curated record
AUGAAGAUCUCUAGAAAUCACAAAAGUGCUUUAGAUCACCCUGUAGUUAUUGAUCAGUUCAUUAGUGUAGGGAAAGAAAAGAGUCGAAUUGCGGGACCAUUCAAGGAACCACCUUUUCUAAAUUUCAUUUCUUCUCCUCUUGGAGUGGUUCCAAAAUCAGAACCGAAUAAAUAUAGGGUAAUUCAUGAUCUCUCCUUUCCCAAAUUUGAUUCAGUGAACCUUGGCAUUCCUGAAGAAAAUUCAAAAGUACAAUACGACUCGAUUGAUAAUAUAACUGAACUUCUUCGGAAAUUUGGUAAAGGGGCUUUAAUGGCAAAAGCAGACAUUGAGGACGAUUUUCGUAUUGUACCCAUACACCCUGAAGACUACAAACUCCUAGGUUUCUCCUGGGAUAGUAAUUUCUAUUAUGAUAAGUGUCUACCCAUGGGUGCCAGUAGCUCUUGCCAAAUUUUUGAGUGUCUCAGUACCAGUUUGCAGUGGGUUAUGUGUGAAAAAUUUGGUGCAUCUGGCAUGUCCCACAUGUUAGAUGACUUUUUCUUUAUAGGCCCACACCGGUCUGAUGCAUGCCAGGCAUCAUUACAGAGGUUCUUAAGUAUUUGUCAAGAAUCUGGUAUACCCAUCAAAUCUGAAAAAACUGAGGGUCCAACUACUACAUUGACAAUUUACGGCAUUGAAGUCGACUCUAUUGAAAUGGUCUGUAGAUUGCCAGAGGCUAAACUCUUAAAAAUAAGGGAUAGGUUACACGAAGCCAAGAAUAGGAAGAAAAUAACACUUAAAGACUUACAAUCUUUAAUAGGGCUUUUGAAUUUUGCCUGUCUGGUAGUUGUCCCAGGGAGGGCUUUUCUGCGUCGCCUCAUUGAUUUAACUUGUGGAAUAACUCAACCCCAUUUUUUCAUAAGGCUUACUUGUGAGGCAAGGGCUGACUUGAGUAUGUGGUCCCAUUUUAUAGAUAACUUUAAUGGGAAAUCGGUUAUUCUGCCAGAUAUUUGGGCCUCUGCUGAAAAACAAUUACUUUUUACUGAUGCUUCAGGGUCAUUGGGCUGUGCAGCUGUUUUGCGUAGAAACUGGUUUGCCCUGGGUUGGGACGCAAUCAAAGACAUGUCACAUCAGCAAAUCGCAAUUAAAGAGAUGUUCCCAAUAGUAUUAGCUUUAGAGAUUUGGGGAUCAUAUCUUGCCGAUAGGAAAAUACUUUUCAUGUCCGAUAAUUUAGCUGUGGUGCACGCCAUAAACAAGCAAACAUGCAAGGAAAAAACUCUCAUGAAACUAGUUAGGAGACUUGUUCUUGUGACCCUUUCUCAGAAUAUUCUUUUUAAAGCUAAGCACAUUCCUGGGAAAAGUAAUACUUUAGCAGAUCACCUAUCUCGGUUUAAAUUUCAGGAGGCCUUUAGGAUAGCACCUCACUUGAAUCCCAGUCAAACAGUGGUGCCCAAGGACCUCUUGUCGAUUUGA